GUGGCCGCGGAAGGUGACGUGGACACGGAAGUGGUCGUCGUCGCGGCAGCGCCGGUGGGAGCAGGGCGCGGGGCUCGGAGUGCGGCGGGCGGUGGACGGGCGGCGGUGGUGGCGGCAGCGGUCUCGCACCUGCGGCGGGAGGACGCGGGAGUUGUUGGUUGGGUGCGAGUCCGCUGUGCCGACAAACGGCUUCUCAGCCCCUUUCUCCUGCCCGUCGGACCCUGGAGCUGGGAUCCGCUCAGCCGGCGUCACCAUGACCAAGGCCAGUAGCAAGGGCGGGAACCUCCGCGACAAGCUGGACGGCAACGAGCUGGACUUGAGCCUCAGCGACCUGAAUGAGGUCCCCGUCAAGGAGCUGGCUGCCCUGCCAAAGGCCACUGUACUGGAUCUGUCCUGCAAUAAACUGACUACUCUACCGUCGGAUUUCUGUGGCCUCACGCACCUGGUGAAGCUGGACCUGAGUAAGAACAAACUGCAGCAACUGCCGGCCGACUUCGGCCGUCUGGUCAACCUCCAGCACCUGGAUCUCCUCAACAACAGGCUGGUCACCCUGCCUGUCAGCUUUGCUCAGCUCAAGAGCCUGAAGUGGCUGGACCUGAAGGAUAACCCCCUGGAUCCUGUCCUGGCCAAAGUGGCAGGCGAUUGCUUGGAUGAGAAGCAGUGUAAGCAGUGUGCCAGCAAGGUGUUACAGCACAUGAAGGCUGUGCAGGCGGAUCAGGAGCGAGAGAGGCAGCGGCGACUAGAAGUAGAACGAGAGGCUGAGAAGAAGCGGGAGGCCAAGCAGCGAGCUAAGGAGGCUCAGGAGCGGGAAGUACGGAAGCGGGAGAAGGCAGAAGAGAAGGAGCGCCGGAGAAAGGAGUACGAUGCCCUCAAGGCAGCCAAGCGGGAGCAGGAGAAGAAACCUAAGAAGGAAACAAAUCAGGCCACAAAAUCUAAGUCUGGCUCUCGCCCACGGAAGCCACCACCCCGGAAACACACCCGGUCCUGGGCUGUGCUGAAGCUGCUGCUGCUGCUGCUGCUGUGUGUGGCCGGUGGGCUGGUUGCUUGUCGGGUGACAGAGCUGCAGCAGCAGCCCCUCUGCACCAGCGUGAACACCAUCUACGACAAUGCGGUCCGGGGUCUGCGCAGCCACAAUAUCCUCCAGUGGGUCCUGCAGACCGAUUCUCAGCAGUGAGCUUGUCCUCAACACCCGCUGCCUCCCAGCCUUGGAGCUUGGAUUCCUAUGGAAUUGGGUUCUGCUGGACACAACCUCUUUUUAGCGUCAGACCUACCUGCCAUCAUCAAAUGGCUGCUGAUUGGUACUUGAGACCUCCUCUUCGUAGGACUUCUUUGUUCCUUAGUCAGGGUUCCCUGGUGGAAUGAGGAGAAAUGGGAGGUGGGGACAGUUACCUGCAUGCCUAAAGGAACAGGCUGGGGGGUAGGAAGAGGAAAGAACAUAGCCUUUUCUAGUUGUUAUACAAAGCUGUGUAAAGGCAAGGCUUGUUUCUACUAAAUGGUCAGCUGUCACUACAUUUAUACCUUUUUUAUGUCACAAACCCUCUUUCAUUCCUCCCUGGGUAGCCAGGGCAGAUCAGGAGGCAGUGUGUUUUUGGGGACUAGGGGAACACCACACUCAGCAAAUCUAGCCUAAAUUGGGGGGGAGGGGAUACCUAUUUUCUUAAGGACCUCAGACAUUCAGACAUUUUAGUGACCAUACAAACUCUCAGGCCGUGAAAGGGACUUCAGGAUCAUCCAGUCUAAUGUAACACCUGCAGACAGGAAAACUGACCUUCCAUGACUUCCCUACAGUCUCCCAGCUAGUGUGAAGCAGAACUCCAGUAUCCUUUCUUUUCCAUCAUUUUGCCUGCUUUGUAAUGUCCCGAGAGGACAGAACUCACACCAGAAUUGAGCAUCUCUCAGCCAGAGUAUAGAAUCUUCCAUGGUAGACAGAUUUAUGACCCACAAAUGGAAAUCUCAUUGCCAUGAGGGUCUUGGGCAGCUCCUGUGGAGUCCCCCCACAACUCGUGGCUUCCAUAAAAGGGGGAUGGUCCAGAUUCCUUGCCUCAAUCUUAGAGCAUUAACUCGCUAAUUGCCAAUAACCAGGAAGGCAGACCCUUGAAAGCCACAUUGUCUGUGACAGUUCUGUUAAUGACCAUCUGUUAGUUGGUGUGACUAAAUACCUCAAAGGCAACCUGGAAACUCAAGCUUCAUGGGGACUGGGGUUUAGAAUUGUUUCAUUCUGGACCUAUAACUACACCUGCGCAGUGAAGGGAAACCAGCAGCACCAUGGAGUUUAAGAGCAGGGUGUUCACUAAUGACCAGCACAGAAAAGGGCAGGACCGUCCAUUCUCCUCUGCCAGAUUAAGCGUUUUGUUACUCUGUGGCCUCCUUUGCCUCAUCUUUUCACAGCAGCUGAAUGAAGGGAUCAGAAAUGGCCAUGUCGUGGGGCUCAUUCACUAAAAACUCCCAAUUGCAAGCUCCUUGCCUCCCCCCAGGGAGAGCAGGAACCUGUCACAGUUCAGAGACAAAGGUCAGGGUCCAGUUUUUUAGCCCUAGUGACCCAUUUGGAUAAGACUGCCACUCACAACUGUCUUGAUAUUGGAAGAAAUGACUUGUUCUCUCCUCUCCCAAGGAUAGCUCUGCUGCGUAGGCCCACACCUUACUCAGAAUCACUAUACAUUCCUAGUCUUCCUCCAAGCUCCGGAGCCAGAGGUACAAAUGCUUUAUUGAAUCUAAACCCAGAGUACAUAAAAUGAGAUUGAGAGAAUACAGAAGGCAGCAUAGUGAUCACACCCCUGUUCCUUGGCUGGUCGAGGCAGCUCCAGUGGGUGAGAGGAAGGCUGGAGCACAUCCAGCCUAGUCACCAACCCACCGAGGGAAGUUCACUCAUGAUCUUGAGAUUUGAUGCUGCAGCUCUUUUGGAUUUCUGCAAUUAUUAAAUAUGUGUCUGAGUGGUC
This is a messenger RNA of Equus caballus (horse), 2936 nucleotides long. It is a transcript of the gene LRRC59, whose product is annotated as leucine rich repeat containing 59. Gene Ontology annotation, molecular function: protein binding. The record is from RefSeq and is a predicted model, not a curated record. Lineage: Eukaryota; Metazoa; Chordata; Mammalia; Perissodactyla; Equidae.